AUGGCGCGCGGAGGCGGGGGCGGGGAGAGGGGGCAGGGAAGGAGGGGCGAGGAGGGGCGGGAGGGGAGGAGGGGAGGGGCGGGGCGGGGGCCGGGGCGGGGGCCGGGGCGGGCCGCGGAGGCGAGGAAGGGGCCCGGAGGGCGGGCGCGCGGAGGCCGGCUGCCGCCGGGCGGACGAGAACUCCCCCAGCCCAGACGGGGGUCCCGGGAGGCCGGGCCCCGCGCGCCUCUCGCCCCGCUCCCUACCCCACUGUCUGGCCCGCCUCCGGCCCGGGGCGAUCCGGCGCCGCCCUACCCACCAGCUCCACGUCCCAAACCUCUCCUUCCCCUCCCCCCGCCCCCCCUCCGACCUUGCUCGCGGCGGGUCCCCGGGCUGCCAGGCCCUGCUCGGCCUCCCUCCCAUUCCCCACCUGACGACGAGCUGGGGCCUCUCCGACAGUCCCUGCCCUCUGCUCCCCCUUUCCCAGAAGAGCCCCUUCUGUCCGCGGGACUAGAAGGUUGCACAUGUGCCAGCACCUGGGCUCCAGCAGCCCCUCGAGCAGCGGCAACGGACAGCCCCGAGGAGACGGCAGGGGGCGUGGCAGGCAGUGGAGACCGGGGGCAGCCGGGCUCCGUAGCCACGACGACAGCAAAAAACGGUGGACUCCCAGCCUACGAGACCAGGGCGGAAAAGAGUUGACGGAUUUCCCAUCGCCGAAUCGUUCUGCUUCUCGCUUCCUCGCUCACCCCUCUCCUCCCUGCUUCCUCCAGACACAACAACCGUCCUCCCACUACUCCUUCAGCGUGCCAGUCUGCGUUUCAUCCCAGAAUCUUACGUUUGCUGUUCCUUCCCCCCGGAAUGCUGUUCCCUCAGAUGUCUGCAUGGCCCACUCCCUCAUUUUACUUAGGUGUUUUGCUCAAAUGUCACUUACUUCUGGGAAUACGCAGAACGCACAUUGGUACCAGCCCUCCGUACCUCGGAGUGUGACCUCAUUUGGAAACAGGGCCGUUGCAGGUGUAAUCGGCUGAGGUCCCGCUGGACCACGGGCAGCCCCUAAUCCAAUAUAACCAGCGUCCUUCUGAAAGGGGCAACUUGGACACAGACGUGCACACAGGGAGAUGCCACCAAAGAUGAGGUCAGAGGUCGGGCUGGUGUUCUAGAAGCCAAAGAGGCUUGUAAAUCAUCGGAAGCUAAGGAAGAGGGGCCUGGAACAGAUUCUCCACCCACAGCCCACGGAAGGAAUCACCCUGCCGACAGCUUGCUCUGGGACUUCUGGCCUGGAGACUGGUGACACAGCAGGUUCCUGUCCAAAAGCCCCCAGGCCGUGUUAACUACCGCAGUGCCACCUACCGCAGACCGUCACUUACUAACCUGCCGCCCCGGUCCACUUGGGCUGAUAGAACGGAUUACCGCAGAUUGGGGGACGUAGCAAACAUUUAUGACUCCGUUCUGAGGCUGGGAAGGCCAAGGCCAAGGCACUGGCCGAUUCAGUCAGAUUCCGUUUUCUGGUUCGCGGACAACUGUUAUUUCACUGUGUCCUCACGGGGGGGGGGGGGGGGCAAGGGAGCUUUCUGGGGUCUCCGUCACCUUAUGACUCCCCGAAGGGCCCACCUAAUGCCAGACUUUGGGGGUUAGUUUUCCACAUACGAAUGGAGGGGCCCCCAUUACGCUCUUUGAAUUCCUCUGCUUGUUGUCCCUCCCACGACCUAGCCCCCCCGACACCGCUCCCUGCUGGCCCCCUGGCACAGAUAUCAGUGCCUCCCAUGUGGUUGGCACAAUCCACGACUACGGUUCUGCCCUGACACACGCUUUGGAAAUGAGUUUUUCCAGCACGACUCAAGAAUGCGGGAGCCAGGCCCGCAUAGCGUGAAUUUCGCAUUUUGUGCGAUUUUCUUUGCAAGGUAAACAUGGAAAACGGCACCGGCUGGACCGAGGUAUGUGGGAAUCCACAGAACACACAGACGCCCCCCUCACGCGUCCCCCAGAUGCCUCGUGACUGCCGGCCGUGAGCGCACCGCCCCCGCCGCGUGUUCCAGCUGUCCUGUCUCCCGGCCCGCAAGCUGCACCCUCCCCAUGUCCGCUGCUCUUUGGGCCUUGGAGACAAAGGGCCACAUCUCGUAUUGUAUUAAUGUAUUUAAAAUAACAACUUAUGGGGCGCCUGGGUGGCG
This is a messenger RNA of Leopardus geoffroyi (Geoffroy's cat), 2147 nucleotides long. Its product is annotated as cleavage and polyadenylation specificity factor subunit 6-like. NCBI's taxonomy places the organism in Eukaryota, Metazoa, Chordata, Mammalia, Carnivora, Felidae. Bases 1 to 678 code for a protein of 225 amino acids. The record is from RefSeq and is a predicted model, not a curated record. The transcript is spliced from 3 exons.